AUGCUACACUUUGCGGAUCUGGGUGCAAUAUCACUCGCGAACGUGAAUACUGUGAUCGCGGGGUGCACUGUUUUCGCAUUGUAUUACCUAUUUCGGUUCUUCAACCCAAAGAAGUUGAAUUUCGAUGCGCCAACUAUAGGCGAUGCGAGUGAUCUUCGAUCUGCUCUGACCACUGGUUACAAGCAGUGUCCAGAUACGCCCUUUCUACUACCAACUGCUGCUCACCCGACGAUUAUCUUACCAAUUAAAUACAUCAAUGAAAUUAAAUCUCUACCUCCAAACAAAAUCUCGUUUCUCGAGGAAUUUAGAGACAGAUACUAUGGGCAUUACACAGCAUUUGCAAACAACGUAGAAGGAGAUGCAGUCACAGCUAGUGUUAAGGUUGACCUCACGCAGAGCAUUGCGCGGGCACUGGAAAAUAUGCAAGUUGAGACUGAGCUUGCUUUCGCAACGGAAAUGCCGAGAAAUGAGGACUGGACGACAGUCGCACUCUAUCCCAUUAUCUUACGCAUGGUGGCAAAAGUCAGCGGGCGGGUGAUGGUAGGCGAACCCCUGUGCAGGAAUGAAAAAUGGAUUCAAAUAUCAACCACAUAUACACGCGAUACCUUCAUGGGAGGACGAGCAAUGUGGACAAAAAAUCCAUUAUUUAGACCAAUAUAUGCUCUGUACUCCCCAGAAUUGAAAAAAGUCCGACAGCAUUACACAGAUGCGGCAGACUUUCUGCGCCCUAUUUUCAAUCAGCGAUUUAAGGAAAUGGAGCAGGACGGCUUCAAAAGACCUCAAGACAUGAUUCAAUGGAUGAUCGACAACUCGGGAGAUAAUGCUAAAGAUGCAACUUUCCAAGGUCGGUGCCAACUCUUGAUAGCAUUCGCAGCUCUGCAUACAACAUCAGGACUGCUAGGUAACGUGAUUCUCGAUCUUGCUGCGCGGCCUCACUAUAUCAAGGCUCUUCGGGAGGAGCUAGACGCCAAUCUUCCCGAAGGUGCACAAAUCACAAAGCAAAUACUCACCAAGCUACAAAAGAUGGAUUCCUUCUUGAAGGAAAGUCAAAGAGUGAAUCCACUAAAUCUCGUCACCAUGAAUAGGAAGAUGAUGGAUACAGUACAACUCUCUGACGGAACAAUCUUGCCGAAAGGAUCUUUUGUUGGUAUGGCUGCGGGUUCUAUCGCGUUUGAUGGUAGAAUUUUUGAGAAUCCAGAAGAGUUUGAUGGUUUUCGGUUCGAGAAGCUCAGACAGCAAGAAGGCGCCGAAAACAAAUACCAGUUGGUCACGACUGGGAAGGACAGUUUAGCCUUUGGACAUGGAACACAUGCAUGCCCUGGCCGUUUCUUCGCCAGCAAUGAGAUUAAGACAAUGCUAAUUGAAUUUCUCCGGAAGUACGAUUUUCAGUUGCUCCCCGGUGCAGAAAGGCCGAAGAAUCUGAAGAGUGAUAUGAGUCUGGUCGUUGACCCUACUGCAAAGAUACAGGUCAGACGGAGAGCAAUGUGA
This is a messenger RNA of Sclerotinia sclerotiorum 1980 UF-70, 1488 nucleotides long. RefSeq lists its product as hypothetical. Lineage: Eukaryota; Fungi; Ascomycota; Leotiomycetes; Helotiales; Sclerotiniaceae. The transcript is spliced from 7 exons. The coding region runs from base 1 to 1488 and encodes 495 amino acids. Gene Ontology annotation, molecular function: oxidoreductase activity, acting on paired donors, with incorporation or reduction of molecular oxygen; heme binding; monooxygenase activity. The record is from RefSeq and is a predicted model, not a curated record.